GUCCCCUACCCCGAGUGAAGCCACUUCCGGCCUUCUCCAGCGCCUUCCGCAGUUCCCUUCCGGGUGAUGGCGGCCGCUGCCCCGGACGUAGCCGUGGGGAAAGCAGCUCUUUUUCCUUCCCCACCGGCCUCCCGUUGAUCUUUAGCUUGGCGAAGGCCCCUCUGUGCAGGCAUGCCAAAGAGGAAAGUGACCUUCCAAGGCGUAGGAGAUGAGGAUGAUGAGGAUGAAAUCAGUGUCCCCAAGAAGAAGCUGGUGGAUCCUGUGGCUGGGGCAGGGGGUCCUGGGAGCCGCUUCAAAGGCAAACACUCUUUGGACAGCGAUGAGGAGGAUGAUGAUGAUGAGGGGUCCAGCAAAUACGACAUCCUGGCCUCAGAGGAUGUGGAAGGUCAGGAAGCAGCCACACUCCCCAGUGAGGGAGGUGUGCGGAUCACACCUUUCAACCUGCAGGAAGAGAUGGAGGAAGGCCACUUUGAUGCUGAUGGCAAUUACUUUCUGAACCGGGAUGCUCAGAUCCGAGAUAGCUGGCUGGACAACAUUGACUGGGUGAAGAUCAAGGAGCGGCCACCUGAUCAGCGCCCACCUUCAGACUCAGAGGAAGAAGACAGCCUGGGCCAGACACCAAUGAGUGCCCAAGCCCUCCUGGAGGGCCUUCUGGAGCUGCUGUUACCCAGAGAGACAGUGGCUGGGGCACUGAGGCGUCUGGGGGCCCGAGGAGGAGGAGGAGGUGGCAAAGGGGGCAGCAAGGGGGCUGGGCGGCCUAGUUCCCCUCAGCGCUUGGAUCGGCUCUCUGGGUUGGCUGACCAGAUGGUGGCCCGGGGCAACCUCGGUGUAUAUCAGGAGACAAGGGAACGGUUAGCCAUGCGGCUGAAGGGGUUGGGGUCCCGGACUCAGGGACCCCCUGACCCCACACCCCCACCCUCUCUGGACAUGUUUGCUGAGGAAGUGGCAGAGGGGGAGCUGGAGACCCCAACCCACACACAGAGGGGAGAAGCAGAAUUGAAAGGAGAUGAUGGUCUGGUGGACGUGAUGUGGGAAUAUAAGUGGGAGAACACAGGGGAUGCUGAGCUGUAUGGGCCCUUCACCAGCACCCAGAUGCAGACCUGGGUGAACGAAGGCUACUUCGCAGAUGGUGUUUAUUGCCGGAAGCUGGACCCUCCCGGUGGACAGUUCUACAACUCCAAACGCAUUGACUUUGACCUCUACACCUGAGUCUGCUGAGGGCCCAGUUUGGUGGUCCCUUCUUUCCUUGACUCUGGAGGAGGCCCCAGCUGUCUCAGGCAGUGAGGAUUUUGGGGGCCACCUUUUAGUCCAUUUUCCUUUCCCAAUAAAAGCCUUUAGUUGUA
Nyctereutes procyonoides (raccoon dog) is the source of this 1343-nucleotide messenger RNA. It is a transcript of the gene CD2BP2, whose product is annotated as CD2 cytoplasmic tail binding protein 2. The transcript has 7 exons. Bases 172 to 1209 code for a protein of 345 amino acids. Gene Ontology annotation, cellular component: U5 snRNP. Lineage: Eukaryota; Metazoa; Chordata; Mammalia; Carnivora; Canidae. Gene Ontology annotation, molecular function: protein binding. The record is from RefSeq and is a predicted model, not a curated record.